Messenger RNA from Cotesia congregata, 3501 nucleotides. NCBI's taxonomy places the organism in Eukaryota, Metazoa, Arthropoda, Insecta, Hymenoptera, Braconidae. The record is from the annotation of a GenBank genome assembly.
GCACCGCCUCAAUCUGUUGAAAUCAGCAACUACCCAAAUCACAACAAAAUCGAGCUAAAAGUAGGGGAGUCCACGAGUUUGGAGUGCACAGUUAGCUACGCAAAGCCAGCUGCUACAAUUGUGUGGUAUCGCGGGAAUCACGCAAUCACAGGAGGUGAAACGAGCAUCAAGCCAAUCUCCAUCGAAGACGGAGACGAUAAAGAUGCACCGAAACCCGGUGAACCGAAGAAGAAACUUCAAAAAUAUGAUACGCACAGUUCAAUAACUAUUGUACCAACUGUCGAAGAUGAUGGUACGGAUUAUGCUUGUGAAGCUAGGCAUCCGGCUAUUCCUCUUGACAGGCCGAUGAGAGCGGUCGUUAAGCUCUCUGUUUUAUAUCCACCUGGGCCACCGUACAUUGAAGGAUAUACUGAGGGUGAAACAGUUCAACGAGGGCAAAGAGUUGAUCUAGUGUGUAAAUCACGCGGCGGUAAUCCGCCAGCUCAGGUGGUCUGGUUCAGAAAUGACGAAGUAAAGAGCAACUUUUACCGUACGGACGACAGAAUAUCCCAGAAUUUACUGACAUUCGAGGCGAAAUCUGAGGAUGACAAAGCACGAUAUCGCUGUGAAGUAUCUAAUGUCAUGAUCCAUCCAGCUUCAGUGAUAAUAACCGGACCGACAGAAGCUAAAGCCGAGGAAACUGUUACAAUUAUUUGCACAACGGAAAAUUCAAAUCCCCCUGCGGAAAUAAAAUGGACUGUCGCUGGUAGUGAGUUUCAUACAAAUAACUCACGGACUUAUUUGGCACCCCAGGGUGGUUAUAUUACUACGUCAAAUAUAACAUUUAAUAUUAAUCCUGAUGCUAAAAGUGUUGUCGUUAUUUGCCAAGCGACUAAUAAAAAACUUGCUGAUUACACUACGAAGGCACACACUAUUAAUGUUAUAUAUCCACCAGCAAGUUUAAUUAUUUCUGGUUACGAAGAUAAUACAACGAUUGAUGCGGGCGUUAUAUUAAAGUUACUGUGUAUUGCAACCGCUGGUAACCCUCUUGCCAAUGUUACUUGGUAUAAAAAUGAUAAAGAGAUAAAAGGAACUGUUUUUACGAGGGAUCACGCAGUAACGAAUGAAUUAGAAAUGCUAGUAAACGCAUCGGAUAAUAACGCGCACAUAAGAUGUGAUGCCAUUAAUUCAGCGACGACCAUUCCAAUGAUCCCAACGGCACAAGUGAAAAUAACUCGUGAACCCGAGGAAUUUCGUGCGGGUAGAGUAGGCAAAUUGAUAUGUGAAUCAAGCGCGAGUAAUCCACCCGCAGAGAUGUCAUGGUGGAAAGGAGGGCUAGCCGUCGAGGGGACUAAAAAUACGACACGCGUGGGACUUCACGGUGGAUUUGUAUCAACCGUUGAGUUUCAGCUUCAAUUGACUGAGGAUAUGAACGAAGAAGUUUACACUUGCGAAGCCCGUAAUGCAGUGAUGCAACGAUCAACUCAUGACGCUACUGCGUUAAAUCCAAUAUUUUCAUCGAUGGAUCCAAGUGAGUUAGUCGGAAUGGAAGGCGAACCUUACAUAAUAUCCGUAACAGCCAGAGGCAAUCCAAGCACUAUUAACUUCACAUGGACACGUGAUGGCUUGCCAUUGAGUCGCGAUAACUCGCGAAUUAAAGCGCGCGAUUCAACAUUGAACAUAACUCGUUUGCAUCGGAAUGACGCGGAUGCGGCUGAAAUCAAACGGACAUCCGAAUCCGGAGCAGUGUAUUCGCCAGAUACCGAGGCUAAAUUAUUUUGCGAAUUGGAUGGCAGUCCCAUUGGUGAUGAAUAUGUAACGUGGUAUAAAGUUGGCUCGAAUUCGGGACUAUCUAAUCGUUAUUCGACCUCCUUUGCAAACAAAACAUCCUUCCUGCAUAUCAGCAAUCCAAGUGUAGAAGACGUUGGAGAAUAUCGUUGCAAUGUUAACAAUGGAAUUGGAAAUCCACAAAUUACUAACAACCAUUUAAUGAGAAAAGCUGCCGCUAAUGUCGGGUCGGAGGUUAAAUUACAUUGCCGUGCACGUGGAUCACCUUUACCUAAAUUUAUAUGGACAUUUGGCGAUAAAACGUUAUCACCUAAUGUUACUACAGAUAAAUAUAAAAUUGUUAGAAAAGAGCUAUCAAAACUGGAAGCUCAGUCAACAUUAUCAAUACUCCGAGUUACACAACGUGAUUAUGGAAAAUACAAUUGUCGAGCAUUGAAUUCAAUGGGUCAAAUAACAGACUUUGUACAAUUGGAUGUAACUUCGCCGCCUGACAAGCCGACAGACCUCCAAGUGUCUAACGUAACUCAUGAUAGUGUCACGUUGAAUUGGAAAAAAGGAUUUGACGGUGGUCUACCAACUUCCUAUCGCAUUCGGUGGCGACAAGCGCUCGAUUAUCAAGACAAUUAUGAUUACCGUGACAUAUCGGCGGGACAAACGACUGCAACUAUCGACGGACUAACUUUGGGAACUUACUACGUCUUUAGUAUAAUGGCGAGGAAUAGUAAAGGCGAGAGUUCAUAUUUGCCUGAUCUCGUUAAAGUUCAAACUCUCCGUAAGUGCAUGAGUAACAUCCGGGUGACGGGGUUAAUGGCUUGGGUUACAGGGGAAGCGCCACCGACAGAGUUGACCGCCAGUGAGAUUAACUCUUCCUACACCAUCGUCAUAAUCAUCGUUGCAUCCGCCUGUGCUUGUCUACUCAUUGCUACACCCAUACUAUAUGCCACACUUAAAUCCAAAAAGAAGAUACAUCGCUCUGACAUCAACAAGUCUCAAACAGCGGACAUGUAUGCACCUUCAACCGUGAAUGGCGACACAAUGACAGGGGAAUUAAGUUCAGUCUCGGACGAGAAGAGCGACGUUAAUUUCGACGCUAAUGAUUACGUGGAUGAGGGGAGAAAAACAGCGGCUAGUACCUAUUUAAUAGAUCAAAGUAUACAAGAUUUCAAUAAGGGUGGUCUGGAAAUGCAAGUACACCAUCAAGGUACCCUCGGUAGACGUAUCAAUCAUGUGCCAAGUGUGAUGCCAUUAGACUCGCCACCGCAACGUACCACUGCCAGUGGGACUCUCUCUGUUUCGAAAUCGAGUUACAUCGGGAAUCCCAGUCCAGCCCCGCCCAGCGACGUAAAUUUCUACAGUGUGGAGAUGGACAGUGGCCGCUAUAUGGGGUAUGAAACGAACCCUAGCCCGGUGCCGGUGUUGAACGAACCCGGACCAGGCGCUUAUUAUCCGUCCCUUGGCAGCGGGCAUCACCACGUUGGUGUGUUACACACGGGAGCGAAUACCGGGACACUGACGAGGAAUCGUACACUACCGCGUCCUGUACCCCCACCCGACGUCACUGUAAUGACUGCAGGAACGAAAUCACCCCAGCCCCCAUCUGUGCCGCCCCCGCCAAUCACUUUUGCACGUGCGGGUCCAAUCCCCGUACACUCCCACGGCCAUCCAUUGUCAACUUUCACCUCAACACCUAAUUACUCUGACAUUGAUGGACAUCUUAGACAAAACAGUGCAACU